AUGUCGAGAAACCCUAACAACAGCAUGCUUCCUGAUGAUGAGAACCAGAAUCAGACCGGAAAUCAGGGUCAAAACCCAGGCCAAUAUCCCAAUCAGUAUUCGAUACAUGGAAAUUCGUGGGAUCCAAGCUUGAGCAAUACAGCUCCCAAUGAGCCUGUUCAGGGUUCUAACGGACAGAACGCUGGCUUGAACCCUGGGGGGCAACAACCUCCGAUGCCCCAAGUACAGCAUGCGAACCAGCCGAACCCUUCUCAGCCGGAGGACUUGAACUGUGAGACGCGAGAUAUACCUAAGAUAUCCCACGGUAUUCUAGACGAGAUAUUCAAGCGCCCUGCUCCUAAUCCUCAGGCACAGGCACAGGCUUGUGAUUCGGCUCUGUGUCGGCUUCGGCAUCUGCUACAGAGGUACACAGAUAAUGUGGCAAUGAUUCCAUCCGACAACGAUUCUUCUCUUGACGUUCCAAAUCUAUUUCCAAUUGAAGAUCCUGGCUCAACUGACCUUGACCCGAAUAAUACGGGGAACGUUGAUUAUACGCCUGCGGAACCUGCGCCUGUUGAAAGUCAACAUGAGCCUCAUUCCACUGCAGUUCAUCACAAUGUGGUCAACACUCCUCUUGCUCUUCCCUCUGCUCCAACUUUUCAGGCAUCAUUUGGUGGCCCCAGUCCCAAGAAGAGAGGUCGUGCGGCUUCCCCAGAUACCACGGUGCCCGCUCCGAAAAGGAUGAGAAAUCUUCAGCCGAGCACUUCUAGCGACGAAGGAGACAACGCCAAUAGUUCUGAAAUCCCCGGGCCCGCCCCAAACACAACAUCACCUUCAUCAAGGCAACUCCAGAGAACCAGGAAACGGAAAGCGGAUAUUGAUGAAGAGGAACACGAUGGUGAAAAUGAUCUUGUUUCGGAUCCCAGGCCGCAAAAGAAGCCCAGGGGAGAACCGGCUGCCUCCAAGACGAAGAGCAAUUAUCUCAAAGAUCUCAAGAAAGAAGAUCAUGAAAAGGUCGUUGCAGGGACAAUUUGCAUCUUUUGUCGUGAAAACCCGCAGAGCAAGGAAUGUAACUGGGAACAGGUCAGACAAAGCAACGGCCCCGAAGUAUAUGAUCUAGAAUGCACCAACUGCGCUGAUCACCGCUCUAAAAACAAGGAUAACCCAGAGCUGGCCGGCCAUAAGUGCCUGGUUCAAGGUCCUAAAACGCUGAUCCACUUCGAGCACAAAAGGUACGGCGUUGGCGAUCCUCAAGGGUAUGAGAAGACGGCUUGCGACGCAUGUGCCAGGAAGAAACAGGGAGGAAUAUGCGAUGUCGAUACGAUACUAGGCUACUAUUGCCUCAAUUGUCGAAGACAGGGGGAGUGCAAGGUUGACCUAUCUGAAACGAUGCCCCUGAGACGGCCAAAGAAGCUCACACGUCGACCGUGGUACCGACAUCCAUGCGAUCGUUGUUUCUUGCGUCACAAGAACGGUGACGUGAAGGGAGACGAUUGCUGCAGCUGGAUUAGAGACAGGGGAGAGUGGGAGGAAAGGCGAGCCUGCAAACAAUGUCAAAGAGAUGGGACAAUAUGUUUGGACCUUGGAGAGCUCAUGGACGGUUUUUCUUUCAAUGCAAAGAAUAUUCCCCAAAGCUGGAAGAUACGCCCCGAGUUCGAGGCGGACAAAGAGAAUACAAAGGGGGACAAAGAAAAAUGGCAUGAAUAUGCGGAAGUGCUGCCCAACACAACUUGGAGAAAGCCGUGUCAAGGAUGCAAGACAGCUGGGAAGAUUACUGACUGUCUGGUCAUGUGGCACCAGCCAUACAACGCGUGUGAGCGCUGUACGCAGCUUGGUAUCGACUGUAUGGUCGAGGAAGAAAAGGGUCGUUUUCGACAGCAUCCAAUCUUCGAUUUGAGCAGGGUUGGUUUCGGACAAUUCACCCCUUUCAAUGCCUGCACGCAAUGUGUCAGGCAUGGGUUGAACUGUGACCGACAAAGACCAUGUGAUAGUUGCAGACAUCGCAAAGCAAAAUGCGAUGCUUUCAAUUGGAAAAAGUUUGGAUGUAUUGACCGCCGCAAGUUAACCAACAGGCAAAACAAAGAGACCUAUAGUCCUGGUCCUUUGUACUACCUGGCCUUGGGAUAUGGCGCUGGAGGUGUCAACGAUCUCAAGGAUGGUCAAAAGCUCGAACACUGGAUUGGUCCUGCAGCUCCUAUGUACGGCCUGACCGACGCCAAGGGUGGUCCAGAGCAAUAUCGAUUCGUAGCCGCAUCUCAUCAACAUCAUCGCCCGCCUGAGGGCAUUGCCCUCCCUCCCAUUCCAUCGGGUGACAAGCAACUGAAGGACACAUCUGCCUCUGAGUUGCGCUGGUUGGUAGCUCGGUUUUGGCUCAAUCAACAACCCCAGGUUCCAAAGAACGAUCUCCAAGGGUACCAAAAAGUUUGGGAUCUCCUGCGCGACCAUCAGAAUCUCCAGAUGAAGACGGCCGGUAUGGAACACAACCUGCCACCGCCGAUAUCUGGCGUGCGCUGCUUCCAGGGAGGUCCUGUGCUCUCUGACAUUUGGGGAACGCAAGAUCCUAUGCUUCCGAGUGCUCUUGGAAAUGCGAAUGACACACAAUCGCAGGGGUUCUCACCAUCGCUGACAUACCAACCGUCAAAUCAAUAUGGAAACGGAUACAAUCCUCAACAAAAUGUAUCGGCACCACAAACGCAGCUACAUCAACCUUCAGCGGCACAACAACCACUUGACUUUACGUACUACCGGAAUGAGUCAGGCCAAGAUCCAGCAGCAUUCGGACAAGACGGAGGCUUUGAUCAACAGCAACUACAUACCCUCACACGGAAUUCACAGCUAGCUGAUCAGCCAAUGCAUGGUGGCCCCGACCAAGAGCCGUUUGACUAUACACAUGGGGAACUUCAAAUGGCACAAGGUCACGUUCCGCCAACUCCGCAAGGUUGGGGCAACUUGAAUCAAGAGCAACUAGAUUUCCAUUCACAAACGGGACUGCCUCAAGAUCAAACAGGUGACCAACAAAACAGUCAAUCGGGGGACACCGAAAACUGGUAUGAGAAGCUGGCUCCACUUGUGCGAGGAACCGCAGACGAUGAAAGUGGUGAACGUCCGCCCUAUGCUAACAGUGCCAUCCUGGCCAAGGACACCGAAAAUGACCAACAAGAGCCACACAGUGGUCCGCAGGCUCCAGAUCAGUCUCCAGAAGGAAGCAACGAAUCCCAGGAUGAGUUCUCAAGCUUGGUAGAUUGGGAAGGCGGGCAGACACAUAGGCGUUCCCAAGCGAGUCGCGGGGAGCGCUGGCUCAAGCCUCAAACCUCUAGAGGCAGCAAAAAGUCAUCCCAAGAGAGAACGGCUGGCGGAAGCCUGGUGCCCAAGAAGGCAAACGGUCGAGAUGCUUUCAAUCCUUUCCUUGGUUUCACAUUCGGUCCGGACCAGAAACCUCGGUUCACGGAGAAGCCAAAGGGCUCACGCUGGAAGGUCUUCAAUCAUCUCGAGGGUAUUGACAUGAGCGAAUGGCAUGAGUCAAAGUCUAAAGAGCCUGAAGAGGAGUCUCAGGUUCGCCUCUUUUCCAUUGUCAAUGGUCAAACAAACCAACCAACACCUGUGCGUAAUGUUCUUGGUGACGUGCCUCGCGAAGACAAGGUUAUAAGGACAAAGCGUUAUUGUGCUGAACCGGGAGAGGGCGGAUGGGGUUCAUGUGCCGCUUGGAACACUGAUGGGCAUGGUCAGGCUACUUGCCAGAGUUCUGCGCAUCGCAACACAGCCCUGCCAUACUUCCCCGUGUGCAAUGAUUGUACCCGGGGCAACGUCAAGUAUUUGUUCCAGCAUGAGCACAAUCCCAUAACUGAAAGCGAACUUCUCAGCAUGCGUGCUUAUCUCUGCAAUGAGUGUGCUGGUCAGAUGAGCGCCGGUGCUCCGAACGCGGUCCAGAAUCAAAUUGUCGGCACUAGACGGGUAUAUGGCAUUGCAGCUGAUGAAGCGCAGUCCCAAAACAGACGGAAACUGGUCAACGGCCUCUCGAAAGCCGCCAACCUCAAGAAGAGUACCGAGGCUCUGACAGGCUGUUCGUGUGCCAACAGAAUGCUAGGAACAUCGCUCUGCCGGUUCCAUAGGUUGUACUAUGCCGAAGAGGUUAUGAAACAAGCGGCAUUGAUGCAAGAAUGGCGGCUUUCGCGCUUCAAGAAGGCAGUAUGUCCCAGUUGCCUUGCGCAAAAACCCAGUGAGCAGGUCAAUGUUUCGGCCAACGUCGAUGGUUUUGUAACGGGCGCGCCGACGGCAUGGGCUUGUGUCGUUUGCAAUGACUGGGUUGUGAAUGAACAGAACGACGUGAACAACCAGCCAAAGGUGAUUGAUAAGCCGCUGUGGAAUCUAAAUAUUGGGCGCAAGCUUCUCGGUCCGCAUCGAGAGAUAGCCACCGGCAGGGUUCUGGGGGAAGUGGUGUCUGUCUAG
Molecule: messenger RNA, 4425 nt
Organism: Fusarium verticillioides 7600
Lineage: Eukaryota; Fungi; Ascomycota; Sordariomycetes; Hypocreales; Nectriaceae
Exons: 1
Coding region: 1-4425 (1474 amino acids)
Source: RefSeq, a predicted model, not a curated record